GGCGUCAGCUGGUUUAUGUUUACAUCGCAUGCAUUUUUUCGCAGUCGAAAAGGUUAGACGUUAUUGUGCCCGCAUCCAUAUACAAGACAUACGCGUUAAUGUAAUCGAUGGACAUUGUCGGUUUGCACGAGACAACCGCUGAGGCCCGAAUUCACACGAAAGUGACAGGCACACCUCAGGACUGUCCUUAGAAGCUCUUCUGCUUUCAUCAUGGGUGGAGCCGUGAGCGCGGGUGAGGACAACGAUGAGCUGAUUGACAACCUGAAGGAGGCCCAUUACAUCCGCUCAGAACUAGUGGAGAGGGCCUUCAGAGCCAUUGACAGAGCAGACUAUUAUCUGGAGGAGUACCGUGACAGUGCGUAUAAAGACCUGGCCUGGAGGCAUGGAAACCUCCAUCUAUCUGCUCCAUGCAUCUACUCGGAGGUGAUGGAGGCCUUGGACCUGCAGCCUGGCCUGUCUUUUCUCAAUCUGGGCAGUGGGACAGGUUAUCUUAGCACCAUGGUGGGCCUUAUACUGGGUCCGUUUGGUGUGAAUCACGGUGUGGAACUGCAUGCGGAUGUGGUCGAUUAUGCGAAUCAGAAACUUGACUACUUUAUCAAAACCAGCGACAGCUUUGACAAGUUUGAGUUCUGUGAGCCGACCUUUGUGGUGGGAAACUGUCUGGAGAUCCCUCCAGAGAGCUGGCAGUAUGACAGGGUGUACUGUGGAGCAGGAGUUCAGAAAGAGUAUGAGAACUACAUGAAGAACCUGCUAAAGGUUGGCGGGAUCUUAGUUCUCCCCCUGGAGGAGAAGUUGACCAAGAUCACCCGCACAGGUCAGAGCUCCUGGGAUACCAAGAAAAUCAUCGCUGUGACCUUUGCCCCGCUCGUCCAGCCCAAGCAGAAUGUCAAUGGCAGACCUAGGAGUGUUCCUUUACCCAUUUUUGAGGUGCGGACAUUGCAGGACCUGUCCCGGAUUGCUAUUCGCCACACUCUGCGGCAGCCUAUAGCUCUGGGGGAAGGACGUACAAAGAGACGGGUGUCUUUCCCAGGGGCCCGGGCCAUGCACCGCUACGGGCCCCGCUUCGAACGCCGCCGCUUCUGCCGCCGUUUCUACCGCCAGUGCGUCAACUCCGUGGUUCUCCACGACUCCAUGAUUCCCACAGCCAUGGACGAUUGCAACUACCCCGGAGGAGUGGAAGAGGAAGAAGAGGAAGUGGAGGAGGAAGAGGAAAUCGGUUGCCGCAGAGUGAGAGAAGACCUGCCUGAGGAGGAUGAGGAAGGAUGCGGCGGCACCGAAGAGGAGAAAAGCAAAAGCGGCUGCGCUCGUGCGGAGCCUCCCGUUAAUAUUCUGAGGGAGAAGAUUCUAAGACUCCCGUUACCUGAACCCCUGAAGAUGUAUCUGCUGUAUUACAGGGAGAAAUGAGACGUGGCGAGAGAUAAUACAUGCGGUGUAGCACUACGACGAUUAGACAUGAAGAAAAGCCUUUCUCUUCUUCCUCCUCCUCUUAGCUGGAUUAGCAUGACAAUUAAGUCCCCAAUUAAUGACAUCAUGAUAUCCAUAUCCCUUUGAGAAGCAAAGCUCCUUGAUUUACGAUGUACAGAGAUGGAACUGAAGGACUGAGCUCAUUUCCUGAAUUGCCUGAGCUCAUGCAGCUCGUUUUUAAUUCAGUUUUCCCCUUGAUUGAGAUGAUCAAAAGUGUCCGAUACGAUACAUUGUUCCUGUGGGAAUUGCUUGUAGCUGUGAGCUCUUUUAGAGUAGCAUCACUUUGGGAUGUGGCAUAGUUUGACAUGGUGGAUUGAAUAUGUUUUUAUAGCUUUUAGGUGCGGCUACAUUUACCCUAUCGUGGUGAAAUCCAGUCAUUUCAAUAGGAAUCUGCACGACUGGGAGUUUCGCGCAAGGAUGGAAAAGUUCCUCAUGCAGAUUUCGCUCAUGUUCACGUUGGUCAAGCGAAUUCCUCACAACUAAAUGGAAGCUGCUUGGUUUGAAAGUGACUUCUGUGUGAGCGGUGUUUCAUGCAUUGCUACUCUAUUGACAUUGGUCUUUCUUUGCCUGUGAAAUUUUGCUAAUGUGACCACACCUUUACACGAGACCCUAAAGUUGGUCCUCCACUGUUGAACUCUUUUCCUUGCCUCUACUGUGCUCUCCAAAAUACUAAAUGACGUACUGCCGUAGCACACCCACAUUUUGACAGUAUUGGAGUUUGUGGUGGUAUGACACAUUUUACAUCAUGUAAAUUUGAUUGCCGUUGUUGGUUGCGUUACAUUUGAUGCGGCAACUUUAUUCCACGCUCGAAUGAAGGUAGACAUAAUUUUUGCACCCAGUUACUAUAGAAUCUUCAUCCAUCAGAAUUAUACACACAGUGAUUUACAUGUUCAUUGUCAUAUCGCAAGCUUUACAAAUAAUAUUGUAAAGAUUGUGAAAAUAAAGAAACAUUUUUAGUAAAAUUCUAUUUAUUGGUAAUUGCCAAAAAUUCAAGGUAUAUGCAGCACUUGGGUAUUUUUCAUGAAUUCCAAUCGUUGUGCUCGGAAUCUUUGGCCCUACUCAGGAAUACUUUCGGAAACAUUUUAUUUCAUGUUAUUUUUUUUUAACUCAAGAACAAAACGACCAAAAUGUUAGGACCUUUCUAUUUUUUGACCAAAAAUAUUGAAAAUUAUCUGCUUUUUGUAUAUCACAGUGUGGUAGUAAAACAAUCUCUGUACAGGAAGACUAUUCUGAGCGUUCAGUGGUUGGAUCUGGCAGUUCUGUGAUCCCAGGUUUGAUUUCUACACAUUUCAUCAGUGCAGGAGCUUUUCUCUUUAAUUCUCCUUGAUGAGACCAAUGCUUAGGUAGCCCAUAAAAUCCAGGAUAUUAGAAGAAAAGUCUUUACUCAUCUGACAUACAAGCAUAUCUACCAGGUUUUGCUUGAAACAACUGUGCGCUUGUAGGUGACAUAACCUUCAAUAAAGUUUGAAUUUGCACACUGGA
This is a messenger RNA of Sinocyclocheilus rhinocerous, 2946 nucleotides long. RefSeq names its product protein-L-isoaspartate O-methyltransferase domain-containing protein 2-like. Gene Ontology annotation, biological process: protein modification process. Lineage: Eukaryota; Metazoa; Chordata; Actinopteri; Cypriniformes; Cyprinidae. The record is from RefSeq and is a predicted model, not a curated record. Gene Ontology annotation, cellular component: cytoplasm. Gene Ontology annotation, molecular function: protein-L-isoaspartate (D-aspartate) O-methyltransferase activity. The transcript is spliced from 6 exons. The coding region runs from base 211 to 1404 and encodes 397 amino acids.